AGGAAGCGCUCCAAUAUGGCGACAACCGCAGUUUCUCCUGCAUCCUUUCAACAUCUGCAGUACAGCAACGCCUUUCGGGAUUUGUGUUAAUGCACAAAAUCUUGUGGCCUCUUCUGGACACGUGAUUCCCAUUCAUUAUUGAUUCAUUCCUGCUGACGUGGCUGAAAUUGUCAUUGGAAUAAAGAAAUAACCCCCUCCCCCCAAUCGAUGGUUUAUUGAUCUGAAAAGGAUUUGCAAAGGAAUGUCCAGUGUCUUACCAUGAAAUAAAACAAAAUUCAGAAGACAGAAUUGUCCGACCUGGAGGCUACAUAAUUGAAGACGUUGUUGCAGGAUGAAAAUAUGGCAGCGCAUAUGCUUGCACCGCCAGGCCCUGACAGUUUUCGUCUUUUCACCCGUGAGUCUUUGGCUAUCAUUGAGCAGCGGAUUGCUGAGGAGAAGAACAAAAAACCUAGCAAGCAAGAUAGCAGCCACCGAGAUGACGAUGAUCAAAAUAAGCUUAAACCAAACAGCGACCUUGAAGCAGGCAGAAGUUUGCCAUUUAUUUAUGGCGACCCCCCUUCUAAAUGCAUUGCUGAACCAUUGGAGGACUUGGACCCUUUUUAUAUAAAUCAGAAAACCUUUAUAGUACUAAACAGAGGAAAAGCUAUCUUCCGCUUUAGUGCCACACCUGCCAUGUACAUUUUAGGCCCUUUGAAUCCAGUGAGGAGAUUCGCUAUUAAAAUUUUGAUACAUUCAGUGUUCAGCAUGAUUAUUAUGGCCACUAUUUUGACCAACUGUGUAUUCAUGACUUUUAGUAAACCCCCAGACUGGUCUAAGCAAGUGGAGUACACAUUUACCGGCAUUUAUACAUUUGAAUCUCUUGUAAAAAUGAUUGCAAGGGGAUUCUGCAUAGAUAGCUUUACAUUUCUACGAGAUCCAUGGAAUUGGCUGGAUUUCAGUGUAAUAAUGAUGGCAUAUGUGACAGAGUUUGUGGACCUUGGCAAUGUCUCAGCGUUGAGAACAUUCAGAGUUCUCCGAGCUUUGAAAACUAUUUCAGUCAUUCCAGGUUUGAAGACCAUUGUUGGUGCUCUAAUCCAGUCUGUAAAGAAACUUUCCGAUGUAAUGAUUUUGACUGUAUUUUGCCUAAGUGUUUUUGCCCUUAUUGGACUCCAGUUGUUCAUGGGCAACUUAAGGCAAAAAUGUGUCAUUUGGCCACCCAAUCCAGCAUAUCUUAAUGCCACAGAUGAAAAUGGAACAAGACUGUUUGACUUUAAUGAGUACAUUAUGAAUGACACAAAUUUCUACAAGCUGGCAGGACUUGCUGAUGCUUUGCUCUGUGGAAAUGGCUCAGAUGCUGGUCAAUGUCCUGAAGGAUACAUGUGCAUGAAGGCAGGAAGAAAUCCUAACUAUGGGUACACCAGCUUCGAUACAUUCGGCUGGGCUUUUCUGGCCUUGUUUCGACUCAUGACCCAAGACUACUGGGAAAAUUUGUACCAGUUGACAUUAAGAGCAGCAGGGAAGACGUAUAUGAUCUUUUUUGUUCUUGUCAUCUUCGUGGGUUCCUUUUACUUGGUGAAUCUGAUUCUGGCUGUGGUAGCCAUGGCCUAUGAAGAACAGAACCAGGCUACUCUGGAAGAAGCUGAGCAGAAAGAGCAGGAGUUCAAACAGAUGCUGGAGCAGUUGAAGAAACAACAAGAGGAUGCUUUGAUGGCUGCUGCUGCAACAGCUACUUCUGCGGGGACAGUUUCGGAAGAUGCACUGGAUGAAGAGGAAGAGGGGAGAAUGUCACAAAGUUCAUCAGAGUUGUCAAAGCUCAGCUCAAAGAGUGCAAAGGAAAGAAGAAACCGGCGGAGGAAACGGAAGCAGACGAGAGGCCAUUCGGAGGGGGAAGAAAAAGGAGACCAUGAAAAGAUUUUAAAAUCAGAAUCUGAUAAUGGAAUCAGUAAAAGGGCCAGGCAUGGGAUGAAAUACCCAAUGAAUCAGUCUCAACUGAGCAUCUUGGGAUCCCCAAACCUAACUAGGUUUGACAGCAAAAGCAGCAUUUUCAGUAUAAGAGAUCGGAAAGAGCCCAGCUCAGAAACUGAAUUUGCUGAUGAUGAACACAGCACAGUGGAAGAAACGGAUGGCAAUCGGAAGAAUUCUUUGUUCGUUCCGAACAAGGAGCCCAACAGGAGGAACAGCUAUGGCGGCUACAGUCAACCCAGCAAAUCAUCCAAAAUGUUUCCAGUACUCCCAGUCAAUCCGAAAAGGAACAGCACAGUGGACUGCAAUGGUGUGGUCUCACUUAUCGGUGGCCCAGGAGCUACCCUACCUGGUGGACGUCUACUGCCUGAGGUGAUAAUAGAUAAGGCAGCUACUGAUGACAGUCCUACCACUGAAAUAGAAAGCAAAAAGAAACUUUCUGGCUCCCUCCUGGUUUCCAUGGACCAGUUGAAUGCAUCUUUUGGGAGGAAAGAUAGAGCGAAUAGUGUUUUAAGUGUUUUGACUAACACACUGGAAGAACUUGAAGAGUCUCAAAGAAAAUGCCCACCCUGCUGGUAUAAAUUUGCCAAUAUGUUUCUGAUUUGGGAGUGCUGUCCGUUGUGGGUGAAGCUGAAAGAGUACAUGCACCUGUUUGUAUUCGAUCCAUUUGUGGACUUGGCUAUUACCAUCUGUAUUGGACUCAACACCCUCUUCAUGGCAAUGGAGCAUUACCCAAUGACGCCCCACUUUGAACGUGUUUUGGCUGUGGGAAACCUGGUCUUCACUGCAAUCUUCACGGCUGAGAUGGUGAUGAAGUUGAUAGCAAUGGAUCCAUACUACUAUUUUCAGGAAGGAUGGAACAUUUUUGAUGGAUUUAUUGUGUCCCUCAGUUUGAUGGAGCUAGGUCUGGCAAAUGUUGAAGGAUUGUCUGUACUCAGGUCCUUUCGAUUGUUGCGAGUUUUCAAACUGGCAAAAUCCUGGCCAACGCUAAAUAUGUUGAUCAAGAUCAUAGGCAACUCUGUGGGUGCCUUGGGGAACUUGACAUUGGUUUUGGCGAUCAUCGUCUUCAUCUUUGCCGUUGUGGGCAUGCAGUUGUUCGGUAAAAGUUACAAGGACUGCGUCUGUAAGAUCAAUGAAGAUUGCAUUCUGCCCCGAUGGCACAUGAAUGACUUCUUCCACUCUUUCUUGAUUGUUUUUCGUGUGCUGUGUGGGGAAUGGAUUGAGACGAUGUGGGACUGCAUGGAAGUGGCAGGCCAGACGAUGUGUCUCAUUGUGUUCAUGAUGGUCAUGGUUAUUGGUAAUCUCGUGGUGCUGAACUUGUUCUUGGCCUUGCUACUGAGUUCUUUCAGCGCUGAUAAUCUGGCAGCAACUGAUGAUGACGGGGAGAUCAACAACCUUCAGUUGUCUGUGAUCAGGAUCAAAAAGGGAAUUGCCUUUAUGAAAGUGUAUGGGCACGAGUUUGUUCAAAAACAUUUCAAGAGCAAAGACGCAGAUGAAGCAAAGCCACUGGAUGAGCUCAUAGACAAAAAGGUGAACUACAUAGGCAACCAUACCGGUGCUGACAUAAACCGAGAAAUGGACUACCAAAAGAAUGGCAAUGGGACCACGAGUGGCAUUGGGAGCAGUGUGGAAAAAUAUAUAAUUGAUGAUGACCACAAUUCCUUCAUUCACAACCCAAAUCUUACGGUCAGAGUUCCAAUAGCUGUUGGUGAAUCAGAUUUUGAAAACCUGAAUACUGAAGACUUCAGCAGUGAAUCUGAAGUUGGUGGAAGCAAAGAGAAACUGGAUGACACCAGCUCAUCGGAAGGAAGCACAAUCGAUAUAAAGCCUGAGGGAGAAGAGGGUCCACCAGUGGAACAACCUGAAGAAUACUUGGACCCUGAAGCCUGCUUCACUGAUGGUUGUGUGGAACGGUUUAAAUGUUGUCAGGUUAGCAUCGAAGAAGGCUGGGGCAAACCAUGGUGGACACUGCGAAAGACCUGCUUUUUGAUAGUGGAGCACAACUGGUUUGAAACCUUCAUCGUGUUCAUGAUUCUGCUCAGUAGUGGAGCACUGGCUUUUGAAGAUAUUUACAUUGAACAAAGAAAGACGAUCCGUACCAUCCUUGAGUAUGCUGACAAGAUCUUCACGUAUAUCUUCAUCCUUGAGAUGUUGUUAAAAUGGGUGGCCUAUGGAUUUCAAAAGUACUUCACAAAUGCGUGGUGCUGGCUGGACUUCCUGAUAGUGGAUGUUUCCUUAGUCAGCCUCGUAGCUAAUGCCCUGGGCUACUCCGAACUAGGUGCCAUUAAGUCUCUUAGGACAUUAAGAGCUUUGAGACCUCUAAGAGCCUUGUCACGAUUUGAAGGGAUGAGGGUUGUCGUCAAUGCCUUGGUGGGUGCCAUCCCUUCCAUUAUGAAUGUACUGCUGGUCUGUCUCAUCUUCUGGCUCAUUUUCAGCAUAAUGGGAGUGAACCUUUUUGCUGGAAAGUAUUAUUUCUGUUUUAAUGAAACAUCCGAACAUAGGUUUCUCCCCAAGGAAAUAAACAACAAGACUGACUGUGAGGCUUUGAUGGAAUCGAGUAAUGGUGACGUUCGUUGGAAGAAUGUGAAGAUCAACUUUGAUAAUGUGGGAGCUGGUUAUCUGGCUUUGUUGCAAGUGGCUACUUUCAAAGGUUGGAUGGAUAUUAUGUAUGCUGCUGUUGAUUCGCGAAAGGUUGAAGAACAGCCAUUCUAUGAGGACAACAUCUACAUGUACAUAUAUUUUGUGAUCUUCAUCAUCUUUGGAUCGUUCUUCACAUUGAACCUCUUUAUUGGUGUCAUCAUUGACAACUUCAACCAACAGAAGAAAAAGUUUGGAGGUCAGGAUAUCUUUAUGACAGAAGAACAAAAGAAAUAUUACAAUGCAAUGAAAAAGCUGGGGUCCAAGAAGCCUCAGAAGCCCAUUCCAAGGCCAUUGAACAUAAUCCAAGGUGGAGUCUAUGACUUUGUCACUCAACAGGUUUUUGACAUUGUCAUCAUGAUUCUAAUCUGCCUCAACAUGGUAACAAUGAUGGUGGAAACAGAUGAUCAAAGCAAAGAGAGUGAAACUAUUCUGUACUGGAUCAACUUUAUCUUCAUUAUUUUCUUCACAAGUGAAUGUGUACUUAAACUCUUUGCACUGAGGCAUUACUAUUUCACAAUUGGGUGGAAUAUAUUUGACUUUGUGGUUGUGAUCCUUUCCAUUGUGGGAAUGUUCCUGGCUGAUCUAAUUGAAAAGUACUUUGUGUCACCAACACUAUUCAGAGUAAUUCGAUUGGCUCGAAUUGGUCGUAUUUUGCGUCUGAUCAAAGGAGCCAAAGGAAUCCGAACGCUAUUGUUUGCCUUAAUGAUGUCUUUGCCGGCCUUGUUCAACAUUGGCCUUCUGUUGUUUUUGGUCAUGUUCAUCUUUUCCAUAUUUGGAAUGUCUAAUUUUGCGUACGUCAAGAAAGAAGCUGGUAUCGAUGAUAUGUUUAACUUUGAAACAUUUGGCAACAGCAUGAUCUGCUUGUUCCAGGUCACUACAUCUGCUGGCUGGGAUGGUUUACUCUUGCCAAUCUUAAACAGACCACCAGAUUGUGACAUUGAAAAGGAGAACCCAGGCACUGCUGUUAAAGGAGACUGUGGCAAUCCGUCUGUGGGAAUAUUUUUCUUUGUCAGUUACAUCAUCAUAUCAUUUUUGAUUGUUGUGAACAUGUACAUUGCCAUUAUUCUGGAGAACUUCAGCGUGGCUACAGAGGAGAGCGCUGAACCAUUAAGUGAGGAUGACUUUGAGACAUUCUAUGAAAUCUGGGAGAAGUUUGACCCUGAUGCCACACAGUUCAUUGAGUACAACAAGUUAUCUGACUUUGCUGAUACUUUGGAAGCACCCCUUAGAGUUCCUAAACCCAAUCACAUAGAACUCAUUGCCAUGGACUUGCCCAUGGUGAGCGGAGAUAGGAUUCAUUGUUUGGAUAUCUUGUUUGCAUUUACCAAGCGCGUGCUGGGUGAGAGCGGAGAAAUGGAUGUUCUUCGGCAACAGAUGGAGGAGAGGUUUGUGGCGUCGAAUCCCUCCAAGGUAUCCUACGAGCCAAUCACGACCACGCUUCGACGCAAGCACGAAGAAGUUUGCGCCAUCAUUAUUCAGCGGGCUUAUAGGGCACAUUUGGCGAGGCGAAAGAUCACCACCAAAGGAAGACUUCCAUAUACUAAAUCAGGAGGGCAUGCAAAUGAGAAUGGUAACACCAAUCAAGAAAAAAAGGAAGGAACUCCUUCCACUGCAUCACUGCCAUCGUACGACAGUGUAACUAAGCCUGAGAAACAAGAGAAGGAUCGAAAAGGCAAUGAUAAAGGCAGAAACAACCAAAAAGACAUCAGGGAAUCUAAGUUGUGAAAAAAAUUCCAUUUGAAAGCAAAUGUUGUUUACAGACUUAAAGUAUAUAGAUAUAUAUAAAUAUAUAUAUAUAUCAAUGCAGAACAGUGACCCAAUUUCUAGAACAAAAAGAACUCUCAGCUAGAGAUCUAUACCAAACAUAAUCUGCUUACAAUAUACAGUUGUUGCCUAGACGGCAGUGACCUUCCCCUCUCAUGACACUAGGACCCUGUACAGCAAAGGGGAUUCAAUAAACUCCAACAGGUGGUUACUGCAUCUACUAUAUUUUGGCAGUCACUGCAACAAAGGACAAACUAUGGCUGCUAGGAUCAGUACAUUGCCAAGGGGGUCAGACAGAGAUUUUAUUUUCUCAUUUUAGUUCACUCGUUCAGACAAAAAAAAAACAAUACCAAGGUUUGUUUGACCAUGCAAAAUUAUGGUUGCCUCCUUCCAUGAUCUGUUCAGCAAAUGUAACAUUUAGCCCAUGCCUUUAUUUUUAGUCAUGGUUUCUUUCUUAUAUCUGCAUAUUUUUCUACAUGGGCUUCAUGUUGUUUGGGGAUAAGGGGAGGUACGUGGGUUUUAUUUUCGGACUGAGGGGGACUUGCUCAGACCGAUUCCAAAAAAAUUGUGCUCGUUCAAUGCAUAGAAAUGAUUUGCAUGAUAGCAUGCUGUGAUCAGAAAUCAUGCAUGUAGAGUCAUAGGCCACAGACACAAGUACUUUGUCCACCCAGUGGUUUUGUCUUAUGGCUGAGGCAUUCCACUGAAAAACAUACACUAUAUUGGGGGACAGCCUAAUAUCGUGCCCUUCAAGUAUUUACAAACUCUUUAAUGAAUCAUUCAUCCAACCUCAGUAGAAGUAACAAAAAAGGGGGGUUGUGUGUAUGUUUAAUAGCUAAUGUUCUGAACAUACAGCCAUUGUUGCACAUAAAUUGCUGCUCUGUAUCCUCCUCAAAGGGGAAAAUUAAAAUACAAGAAUGGCUUGUUGUAUUUAAAUUUCAAUGUAAACCAAAACUAGGGCUUUAAAGAUCGUUCAUUUGUAUCUUGCAGUAUUGAUUAAUCACCUUCAUAUUGCAGAGUAGACAUUUUAUACGGAGGUAAGGAAUGCUGUGUACAUGGCAAUUUAUCUCUGUGGUGCAAUUUUUGGGUACUGGAUAACAGAGUAUACGCAGCACCAAGAUGUGUAUUAAUCCAAGUUGAUACAGUUUUUGAAUUUCCAAUAUCAUUUAAAAAGAAAACAAACAUUUACAUCUUCAUCAGUGAUGGUUUGCAGUUGGCACUUUGAUGCAUGUUUUUCUUGCUUCUGUAGUCACAUAUAAUGUUUUUUCUCUAAUAAUCACAUUUGUUUAAAAAAAUUAAUUAAAAAAAGAAAUAAAUAUAACUCGCACGCCAAGUCACAGUGCUGAGUGCAAGUGGCAGACCGUGCAGCUUCAUUUCAUUUUCACUUCUUGUCAUCCUGCGCCGGAUGACAACUAAAUGAGGAUUCAUGUUUUCUUCCCUCGUUAGCUUCCCUCGUUAGUAGAAAACGAUGUAUAAAACAGAGUCACACAUAUAUGUACAGGCUAUGUUGUAAGCAGCACAAAGCAAAUGCUGAAAGGUGUGGUUGGAAUUUUUAAGAGAAUAUUAUAAAUAUUGUAAUAUAUCAUUUUAUUUUAUCGGCAUGCAUUUUUUGUAAAUACAACAAAAAAUUACAAAAUUAAAUAUAAUGGCUUCAGGCUGAUGCCAUUGUCACAAAAUGUUAUUUUGGAUCAUGGAUACUUUUUCAUUCGUUAACAUCCCAAUUCUAGAAACCGAAUGGCAAAUUGUAAAGACGACAAAUUUUAAAAACCCACUGUUCUCUGGUUCUCUGUGCAAUAAAUCCAUUUAAGACCAAAUCUGUUCAGAAUUAGAUUUUUCGCGCUAAUUUGCAGAGAUCAGAAACUGGCAAACAAAAGAGUAGGCGGCAAAAGAAAAAUAGUGCAAUUAGAAAGCAGCAGCAUAUCGUGGAUGCAUUUUGUUUUCAUUUUUGUUUUGCAGCAAGAUCCGUGAUGUUGUCCAGUGUCAAUUCCAGGGCUUAUGGGCUCGGAGUAAUUGUCUGUUCAUACCUAAACUGCUCUGAAUGGAAUCAAUAGAAUGGGGGUGAUAAGAGCAAAGAACCAAGCCACAUCCUGGUUUUCAUUUUCUGCCACACAGAUGUGAACUGUAAUUUUAAAAUCUUAGUAGUAAACUUGACUAGUAAUGUGUUAGUGAACUGCAUGGUGGAUG
Mobula hypostoma (lesser devil ray) is the source of this 8526-nucleotide messenger RNA. RefSeq names its product sodium channel protein type 8 subunit alpha-like. Gene Ontology annotation, molecular function: protein binding; voltage-gated sodium channel activity. The transcript is spliced from 28 exons. Gene Ontology annotation, biological process: membrane depolarization during action potential; sodium ion transmembrane transport; neuronal action potential. The coding region runs from base 340 to 6306 and encodes 1988 amino acids. The record is from RefSeq and is a predicted model, not a curated record. Gene Ontology annotation, cellular component: plasma membrane; voltage-gated sodium channel complex; axon. NCBI's taxonomy places the organism in Eukaryota, Metazoa, Chordata, Chondrichthyes, Myliobatiformes, Myliobatidae.